Messenger RNA from Diaporthe citri, 927 nucleotides. RefSeq lists its product as uncharacterized. NCBI's taxonomy places the organism in Eukaryota, Fungi, Ascomycota, Sordariomycetes, Diaporthales, Diaporthaceae. The transcript is spliced from 3 exons. The record is from RefSeq and is a predicted model, not a curated record. Bases 1 to 927 code for a protein of 308 amino acids.
AUGGCUGAGCCCGCAAACAAAUACGGCCCCGAGGUUCAGAAGGUCUCGGCCGACACCCCAAUUGAAGACAUCAUCUACCUCCUCAAACGGGACGGAGGUGUUUUUGUCAAGGGCCUUGUCCCCGUCGCCGAUGUUGACAAGGCUUUUGAGGAGUGCCGUGCCAGGCUCGAGUCUGAUGUCGAGUGGGACGGUAAAUUCUUCCCGAAAGAGACACAGCGCGCGCCGUCACUGCUCAAGCACAGCCCCACCUACGCGCGGACACAGAUGAUGAACCCGCUCUACCACCAGGUGCUCGACCACUUCCUCACGACCCGCAGCUGGUUCUGGUGGGGCAACGAGAAGAAGGAGUCGGUGUCGAGGCCGUACGUGCACUCGUGCACCGCCAUGAGCAUCGGGCCGGGGGGCAAGGCGCAGCCCCUGCACCGCGACGACUACAUCAGCCACAACUACCACACCGAGAUCGACGCCUGGGACGACGAGCGCGACAGGCAACGCGAGACGGCCGUGGGGCUGUUUGUUGCUGGCUGCAAGGUGACCAAGGAGAAUGGGGGGACACAGUUCAUUCCGCGAUCCCAUCUGUGGGGCACCGACCGGCACAUGCCCCCGCGCGUGGAGGAGUGCAUCUUCGCCGAGAUGGACAAGGGCGACGCGUUCAUCAUGCUGGCGUCGGCAUACCACGGGGGCGGGACCAACAGCACCAAGGACCAGCGGCGGCUGAUGUUCGCGACGUUUGCGAUCCGGGGCUACCUGCGGCAGGAGGAGAAUCAGUUCCUGGCGGUGCCGCACGAGGUCGCCAAGACGCUUGACCGGGACAUCCAGGAGUUUAUGGGCUACUCGAUGAGCGACCCGGCGUGUGGCUUCGUGGAGGAGAUGAAUCCCAUCUACGUGCUGCGGCCCGAGGAGGCCAAAGGCCCUACGGACUUUUGA